AUGAGGUCAGGUACAAAUGUUGCGAAAGAAGCAGCGGAUGAUAAAGAUGAUAAGACAGUAAAAGUUUCUGCUAAUAGGGAGAGCAGUGCUCCAAUGGGAUCUUUAAAAGAAGAGGAAAGGAGAGGAGGGGAAGUGAAAUUAGAAGAAACAUUAGUUAAAAUGUUAGCGAAAUCAUCAGACGAAUAUAUAACGCAUACAUCUAGUAUAAAAAGAAAAGAAGAAUAUAAAGAUUAUGUGAUAGAGGAUGAAAUGUUUAAUUCGUUGUUAGAGAAGAAUAGAUCAAAUAAAGAAUUAAAGAAUGAUUUAAAAAGUGCGUUAAAAGAAAGAAUAAAUAAUAAUAUAAAAAAAACGCAAGAAACAGAUAAAAUAGAGACAAAUCAUGCAUCGGAUGUUGUGGAGGGAUUAGAAUCUUCUAUACCGAAGAGAACAGAGGUUACGGAGGUGACAGACGAAGUGGAGACAGGUGCAUUUAAAGAAAAAGAAAUUUUUUUAAAUAUACAUGUGGAAUUAGAUACAAAAGAGAUAGAUAAUGUAUCGGAGAAUAGUAGAAGUUUGGAAGGGGAGAGUUGUUUAAUGAGUGAUUUAAAUAAUGAGACAAUUAAAGCAAAAGAAAGCAAAACAAUUAUAGAAAAACCGAUUUUAGCAGAAAAAUCAUUAGAAGGAUCUACGGGGAAAACAAUACCCGAAGAGGGUACAUCGGGAGAGAAUCAGUCAUCUACGCUUUCAAAUGUUUCAACAGUUCCACAUAUUUUUGCUUUUAAAAAGCCUAAACUUAAAUCAGCAUCAAUUAAUCGAAAAUUUCUUAAUAAAGCGCCUAUUCCACCAACCACAAGUAUUCCUAAGAUUUCAGCAACACAAAUGGAAAAAAGUGGAGCAUUUUUUUCUCGACGUGGAUCAUUUUUACAAGCAUCGACAUCGACUACAAUUCAAACAAACCCGGGAAAACCUCGUCUAGCAACAAAAAUAUCAUCGCCAGCACCCUAUAGUCUUGGUGGACAUCAAGAAAGUGUAUCUAUAAAGUCAUUAGAUGGAAAAUCGAUAACAACAAAAACAUCAGGAUUUCUUAGUCAUAAUAGCGCACCAGUAUGGGGUAGGAAUAGAAAGCCGCCUGUUCGUGAAUAUACUGAUGAGGAAUUAUCCUCGAUGCAUGGAAUUCAUCUUGUACAUAGGCUUUCAGCAACAAGUGAUGAUGAUAAGGCAGGGAAAUGGGAUGAAAUGGAUGAUGACGAAACAGAUUGGAGCGAUACGAUCGAAUUUGCCGAUGGUACAAAAUUUACAUUACCUCAUGAAGAUCAUACAGCAUCAUCAAUGCCUGUAGAGUUGUCUAUAGAAUCAGAAGCUGUUAGCACAUCUACUUCACAUACAAAACCUACAGAGCCAACAGAAUUACCUGUAUGGACACCAUCAUUCAUGCAAACGAAAACAUCGGAGACAGUAGAAACAGAAACAACAUCCCAGGAGACAUGGGAUAAACAUAUUUCAAAAGAAGAACGAUUUGGCGAAGAACAUUAUGAUCGGUCUUGGAACUCACAACGACCAGUUGUGCCGCAAAUAUAUAAUGUUAAUACAGGAAAGUUUGAUAUAGUAGAUGAUUCGACAAAAAAUGGAAGAAGAGCUGGAAGAAGGGCAAGUACAGAUAGUAAGACAAGAAUAGGACACAAUAUAUCAUUCCUAUCUCGUCAUCGAGCAUCCACUCAAUUAAGAAAGGAAGAAACAAUGGAAACAUGCGAGCAAAAACCAUAUAAACCCAUUUCUAUUAUUGGCAAUGAAUCAAGGAAAAAAUCGCUAACCUUAUCAGAAGAUUCGGAUUCAUCGUCUCGAAAUUUACCUCAACAUUCAGCUCCAACAACUGGAUUAACGAGCACAACCAAACCAGCUUUAUCUCAAUCUACACAGCCUUUUGAUCCUAUGAUUGAAAAUAUUGAAGCCUUUCAAAGAGCAAUUAUGAUUGAAGCAAAAGAAAAAGCACGUCUUAGGCGUGAAGAAGAAGAGAUGGAACGUAAAAUGCAACAGGAACGUGCAAGAAAGAAAGCAGAAGAAUUAGCAAAACUUGCACAAAAACCGAAACUUCCAGAAACAGUACCAUCUAAAGAAAACGACGCAUCUAUAGCUGCUUCAGUUUCAUCUCAACAAGAAUCCUUUACUUCAGAACAAAGUGAUUUAAAAACAGUUAAUAAAUUGCUAGAAAGAAAAAAAGAUUUAUCUAAUUCAUCUCAUUCACAUACAAAAACAGCUAUUAUACAAACACAUAAAAGUAUAACUAGGCCGAAUAAACCUGAAAUGAACAUACAUGAAUCAUGUUUUUCAGAAACAAAUGUAGAUAAUACGCCAGAAACAAUGUUAAAAAAAAAGCCUUCAACUAUUUCUUUAGAACAGUUAUCACACAGUGAAAAAAAUGGAAAAUCAGCAGAAGCGAAUAAACAAGCACAUAUAGAUUCAAAGCAAAAAUGCUUGAAAUCAUCGCACACAUCUAAUCAAUCUAAUAUUAAUGAUAACUGGAGAAAAGAGCGUACAAAUAUUUCCGAAAAAAAAUCAGAUAAAGCAUGCAUCUCUCUAGAUACAUCAGCAUUAGAGGAAUCUUUGGAUUCAUUUAGUACGCCUUUUUGUACUUCGGAAAAGAAAAAGUCAGCUCCAUUAACAGCGAACAAAAGUUCAAACAAAUCUAGCCCAUCUCAUUCACGGACAUCAUCACGGUUUUUCCCUACAGCGGCCCAAACUGAAACAGUUCAAUCGAACAACGAUUCUAAAACGAAAAAAACUGAUUCACCAACUUCUGAAUAUUUUGAAAAGCAAAAUAUACUGUCAUCAAAAGAAUUAUCAAAUACUACGGACUAUUUAAUUCACACAAAUCGUUCCAAUGCCAAAUCUUAUGCUUCACAAAAUACACGAACAUCACAGACAGCGUCAACACACUCUUUAAAACGUUCGUCUAAUACAAAAGCAGCAUCCGCAACAUCAACAAUCGCAUCGACAUUACCUUCAGUACCAGUGAUUCAUCCUGAGACAAAUAGUUCGCAUUCUACACGCCAUUCAACACGGCCAUCAACGAGAUCUUUUGAUGAUGUAAUGGAACAAUUAGCCAGAGCAGGAAAUUUCGCGCAAAAUAAUGAAAAAUUUGCAUCAUAUCUUUCUAACUCUAAAACACCAAAAGAUCAUGUAGAAGAUGGUCUUUCAGUAACCACAAUUUCACCUUUAGAAUUUGAAAAUUAUCCAAAAAGCGCAAUCAACGUUUCAUUGCAUUCUUUAAAUCAUUCUAAUGAAUCAUUUAAUAUGUCAUGUCUUUCCAUUAUUGAUGAAAACGAUACAAAACCUUUUGUCAACCUUCCUGCAUCAUCUUAUGUUUAUACAGAACAUCAAUCUGUAAAACGACCGAAAUAUUUUGAACCAUCGCAACAUACCAUAGAUUUUACGCUAUAUGAUGAACAAGAAAUCGACACUCUUCGAUUAUAUUUGCCCGAAACAAGUCCAAGAAAUAUAAAAAUAAAACCAUCUAGCACUUUUUUAUACAAAAAACUUCAGAAAACCAAGCAAGUAUCUAUCUAUAACUCAUAA
Messenger RNA from Pneumocystis murina B123, 3552 nucleotides. RefSeq lists its product as hypothetical. Bases 1 to 3552 code for a protein of 1183 amino acids. The record is from RefSeq and is a predicted model, not a curated record. The transcript has 5 exons. NCBI's taxonomy places the organism in Eukaryota, Fungi, Ascomycota, Pneumocystomycetes, Pneumocystales, Pneumocystaceae.